Messenger RNA from Suillus fuscotomentosus, 714 nucleotides. RefSeq lists its product as uncharacterized. The transcript is spliced from 6 exons. Bases 1 to 714 code for a protein of 237 amino acids. The record is from RefSeq and is a predicted model, not a curated record. NCBI's taxonomy places the organism in Eukaryota, Fungi, Basidiomycota, Agaricomycetes, Boletales, Suillaceae.
AUGACUGCCACACUAUACUGCAACAGAUGCUGGGUUAUGUACACCGUAUGGAAUUGGAUUGGUGUUGUGGUAUUUACGAUGUUGUGGGUCAUCAUCAUCGCUCGGUUGCAUGCGAUGUAUCAAGGAUCCAGAAAGAUCCUGAUAUUUCUCAUUGUCACCUCCCUGGCUCUCGUCACUUUCGGUGCAGUGUCCACCACCAUGAUAACGAUGGAUACUUCAGGGGAGAAACUCAUUCUCUCUGGCACUUAUCAGUGUCAGAUUAACUAUGCAGAAGAUAUCCUACUUCUUAUAUCUGUGUGUUGGAUGCUCAGCAUUGUAUGGGAGGUCCUCGUGCUAUGUCUCGCAGUCCGGAUUGCGGUAAAACACUUCCGUGAACUACGACGACAUUCGGCAGGAGGCAUUAUCGAGGACUGUUUCACAGUGUUGAUGAAAACUCACGUGGUUUACUUUGCGAGCUAUGUUGCUGUUUCUUGUCUUCAUCUCAUUGAUGAUUUCUAUCCAACAUUCUUCACGAGCAUUUCCCUGGUUACUCAGGUUACCUCUGGGGUUGGUCAGAUCUCGCAGGUCGUGCAGAUGUCUGUGUUGGGACCGCGCCUGAUCCUUGGUAUUCGAGAAUAUCACGCUAAGCUCGUGGCCAAGUCUGACGUAGCAACCGGUAUGACCUCAAUCGCUUUCCAGGAGCGCGUGCAUAUAUCGACUGGCAGUGGUGUGUGA